This is a messenger RNA of Polyodon spathula (Mississippi paddlefish), 2657 nucleotides long. Its product is annotated as CD44 antigen-like. The record is from RefSeq and is a predicted model, not a curated record. Gene Ontology annotation, cellular component: macrophage migration inhibitory factor receptor complex; basolateral plasma membrane; plasma membrane. Lineage: Eukaryota; Metazoa; Chordata; Actinopteri; Acipenseriformes; Polyodontidae. Bases 84 to 2048 code for a protein of 654 amino acids. Gene Ontology annotation, molecular function: cytokine receptor activity; hyaluronic acid binding. Gene Ontology annotation, biological process: positive regulation of ERK1 and ERK2 cascade; inflammatory response; cell adhesion. The transcript is spliced from 8 exons.
CUUAAAUACACACACAUGUUGACACUCUCACUCAGCUGCAGACUCCUCCACUCUAGGUGAAGCACGGUCUAAUCUCAGAAAAAAUGCCUUGGACACAAAACCUGCUUCUUUUAGCUUGCAGAUUAAUUGCACUUCUGAGUUUUUUAGCAGCUCAAGGUUCAAGUCGUCAGCAGAGGGCGACAGCAAUCAGCCCACAACCCACACCAAGGAGCACAGAUGGUGUGUUGCGGAGCUGCAGUUAUGGGGGGUUGUUCCACGUGGAGAAGAAUGGGCGCUACAGCCUCACGUACUCCACCGCUGAAGAACUCUGCAUGUCCAUUGGCACUACUCUGGCCACCAAAGAGCAAGUCCAGAGGGCCUUUGACCUCGGCUUUCAGACCUGCAGAUACGGUUGGAUUCAGAACCACACUGUAGUGAUCCUGCGACAGAAGCCUUACAUGUUAUGUGCCACUAACAAAACUGGCAUCAUCAUCAGCGACAUAAUCUCACAGCUCAAUGAUGCCUACUGCUUCAACGCAUCCGAUACAAAGGACAUGCACUGUGAGUUUGCUAUCAUACCAUCAAACCAUGCCCAUGAGGAUAAUGAAAGCACCACAGAGUUCACCCCAGCAUCCCCUUUCCCUGAGAGGGAGCCUACAGAGUUGCCGACCACCGCAGAGACCACACAAAAGACAACUGCAGCGAUAGUUCCAGCAGUACACAUGGUUGAGGACGAGGACCCUCAUACUGGUCAACAUGAUGAUUCCACAACUGAAUCUCCAAAUUCUGAACAAGACUCUAAAACUGGCACUGUGUCCACAACCACCUCUACAGCGAUAGUUUCACCAGUUCACAUGGUUGAGGACAAGGACCCUCAUACUGGUGAACAUGAGAAUUCCACAACUGAAUCUCCAAAUUCUGAACAAGACUCUGAAACUCACAAUGUUUCCACAACCACCUCUGCAGCGAUAGUUUCACCAGUUCACAUGGUUGAGGACAAGGACCCUCAUACUGGUCAACAUGAGCAUUCCACAACUGAAUCUCCAAAUUCUGAACAAGACUCUGAAACUCACAAUGUUUCCACAACCACCUCUGCAGCGAUAGUUCCACCAGUUCACAUGGUUGAGGACAAGGACCCUCAUACUGGUCAACAUGAGAAUUCCACAACUGAAUCUCCAAAUUCUGAACAAGACUCUGAAACUCACAAUGUUUCCACAACCACCUCUGCAGCGAUAGUUCCACCAGUUCACAUGGUUGAGGACAAGGACCCUCAUACUGGUCAACAUGAGAAUUCCACAACUGAAUCUCCAAAUUCUGAACAAGACUCUGAAACUCACACUGCUUCCACAACCACCUCUGCAGCGAUAGUUCAACCAGUACCCCUGGACAAGGUCUCUCAUACUGGUCAACAUGAUGAUUCCACAACUGAAUCUGCAGUUAUUGAACAAGACUCUAAAACUAGCACUGUUUCCACAACCGCCUCUGCAGCGAUAGUUUCACCAGUUCACAUGGUUGAGGACAAGGACCCUCAUACUGGUCAACAUGAGAAUUCCACAACUGAAUCUCCAAAUUCUGAACAAGACUCUAAAACUAGCACUGUUUCCACAACCGCCUCUGCAGCGAUAGUUCCACCAGUACACGUAGGUAAGGACAAGGCCACUCCUAUAGAGCCCACUGCUGGAGACACAACUGCAAAUGAUGCUCAGGAGCGUGAUGACGCAGGGCUGCGAGUCACUACCCAGUCACAUCACAGCUCAAUCUUCCACAUCUCAGCAGGAGAAGAUACAUCACAUCGUGGAAAGAACGAUUACUAUCAGCUGGUUAUAGUAGCUGUAGUGGCUGCUAGUUUAACAAUGCUCCUUGUGUGUGCAGUUAUCUCAUCCAGAAAGAGGUUGUGUGGGAAGAAGAAAAGUCUCGUGAUCAAUGGGAAUGCUUUUGAGAAGAAGGAGAAGGAGCAAGAGAUGGUGCAGCUGAUUAAUAAGGAGAAGAUCCAGGAGAAUGGUGCAGCCAGCAAGGAGUUCACUGCCAUCACCCUGGAGGAGCCAACCGAGAAAACGCAGCUAGCAUAGGGGCGACUCCACCACAUCACACAGCAGCACAGAGGGAGGGAGCACCUCUGGGGCAAGGGUGUGGUGCAGCACAAUCUGGAGUUAACAGCAAUUCAUUGAAGACAGGACCAGCUAACUAAUGAUUUUUAAGGCAUUGCUUUCAAAGUGAGUUCUUCAGGUUCAUCCCUUAGUAUGGCUUACCAAUUGGCAAUUUGGUGAUGUAAUAUAAAUGUACCAUUCUAAGAUGGGUCACCUGCAUUAUGAAAAGGGUUAUUCUUACCUCCACUUCUCAGACAGUGUAGCAAAACUUCAAGAGUACUGCACUUUUGUGGAGAAGUCCGAUCUCUGAGGACACAAUCCCGUACACUGUUUUUGCAGAAUACCAUAGCAGGUGAAAAGAACACCUCUGUCCAGGACAACAUCUCUUCACUGGCCCCUUAAUUCUCAAAUUUAAAUUCCUGUAUAAAUGGGGGGUUGAGAUCCUUGUUAAUGAAUUCCUGCAUCUCAGCUCAAUAUUCUCAUCUUUAUUAAUAACUGUAAUAUAAACAAUUCUGUGCCAUUUUAUAUCACAGCAAAAUAUUCAAUAUGAGAGGAUAAACAUAUCAGACAAGAGAAGAGCUGUUUUCCUGC